Messenger RNA from Nerophis lumbriciformis (worm pipefish), 3420 nucleotides. The record is from RefSeq and is a predicted model, not a curated record. NCBI's taxonomy places the organism in Eukaryota, Metazoa, Chordata, Actinopteri, Syngnathiformes, Syngnathidae.
AUGUCGUGCGAGGAAAGCUACUUGGCCAUCAUUCGCUAUCUGACGGAUGAGCGGGAACCGUAUGCUCCGGGCACGCCGGGGAACACCAAGCGAAAGAUACGAAAAGCGGCCGCUUGCUACGUGGUGCGCGAAGGCACGCUGUUCUACCAGCGGCGGUUGAAGGGCCAGGACGCUUUCACUGAGCUGGAGGUGGUGCUGCGGGACGAGCGCAGGAAGGAACUGAUCGAGCGGACGCACGUCACCGAGGCAGGGGAACACCUCACCCAGCAGUUGACUUGGGAGAGUAUCUCACAGAAGUAUUGGUGGAGAGGAAUCCUUAAUAACGUGAAGGAUUACAUCCGCGAAUGUGCCAUCUGCGCAAGUCGACGUGGAGCGGACGAUGGCUCCGGAGUCGGUGGACGUGCUUUCAACCGGGUCAGGAAACGCAAGAGAGAUGAUGAUGACGACGACUACGAUGAAGAGGACGAUGAAUUGGAGGAAGGAGAGGAGGCGGAUGACAUUUUAUUCUUCGGCGACACUUCGCGUCGGAAUAGAUCAAAAUCGACGAAGGCUGGAGACAAGCACGGGAUUGUCUACGUGAACAGCAACGGCGAGGUGCAACAGUUCCUGUCCAAGCACGGCCAGACGAUGCUGGACAGACUCAACCAGCAGCGCCUUAACAAUCAGUUCUGUGACAUCACUCUGUUGAUCGAAGGCGAAGAUUACCGGGCGCACAAGGCAGUGUUGGCGGCGUGCAGCGAGUACUUCAAUGAGCUCUUCUUCGAGAAGGGCGCCGCAACCACGCACGAGGCCGUAGUCGACCUUGCUGGUUUCACCAAAGACAGCUUCAUGCCUCUGCUGGACUUCGCCUACACAUCCACCCUGACGUUCAACUUCAGCGUCAUGGCAGAAAUCGCCAAUCUGGCACGCCAUCUGUUGAUGCCUGAGGUCCUGCAAAUUUGCGAGACGGUGCACAAGCAGGUAGAAGACCAAAAGCUAGUGGUAUACCAGCGCGGGGAUAGCCACACCGUGGAGGCCGACCAAACAGCAGUAUCGGCCGCUAACGAGGCAGGCGCCUACACGGUCACUAUACAGAGCGACGGCAGCGCCGUAGUCACCCAUACGGGGCUCGCCGUAGCGGGGGAGUCAUUUGCCAUCAUGGCGCCCGCCGGAAGCGAACAGCCGGUGGCGGUCACGGCCGAGGCGGUGGAGGGAGGCGAGACCCUGACACUGAUUACGCACCAGGCGGCGCUCAUGGGCGAAGAAGGGGAAACUAUGACUUUGGUCACCCACAGUGGGCAAGCGGGCGCUUCAGAAUCCCUGGCAGUGGUGUCGGCCUGUUUAGCUAUCGAACAGCCAGACGGAGCGGAGAAUUUCCUUUUGAACAUGGAGGCAGAACAAAAGAAGCCUGAAGAAACUUCGGUCGAGCCACUUACCCAGGUGGAAUCAGUCCCCGAAACUCUUGCUCCGCAACCCCUGAAACGUAAACGAGGGCGCCCAGCCAAGGUGAAGAAGGACGUCCUGACCGAGGCGUUUGUGUCACCGCCGCCAUUGGAAGAUGAGGCACAAGACGUGGAACCGUCCGCUGCAGAUUCCAACCAAGAAACGGUUGGCGACUCCAGCCAACGCCGACUGCGGCAGCGCUCCAUGAUCGAGGGCGGUUACGCCCGCCUUCACAUGGGAUUGGACGAAGACGACGAGGGGAAGGUUGCCACCACACCUACCACACCAAAGGUGGGUCCGAGGCCCGGCAAGAGAGGGCGGCCUCCCAAGCAGCCAGAGGAAAACCCGGCAGAAGCAGCACCGGGGUCGGUGACGGACCAAGAACCUGAAGGCGCUGAGGCAACUCAGGGUGAAAAUGUGUGCUCAACGGAGCCUGCCGAACUCGAUACGUUGUUGGAGGCCGACCCUGAUGCGGGUGCUGAGGCCCCGGCUGAGGGCGACGCGGAGGGGGAGCACACGUGCCACGAGUGUGGCAUAUCCUUCCCCCGCCGCUACGCUCUUAUCAUGCACGCCAUGAAGCAUGAGAAAGGUCGCGGAUACAAGUGCAGUCUGUGCAGCAAAGAGUUCCAGUACGCCGCCUCCCUGCGCGCUCACCUGGCCCGCCACAAGCAGCAGAGCGGCCAGCGCGGGCCGGUCCCCAAGUCGGCGUCCCAGUCUUCCUCCUCCACGGCCGGCCGCGACCCACCGUGGCUGUCCGCUAAGCGCGAGUUCGUGUGCGACAUCUGCGGCAAGACGCUUCCGAAGCUGUACUCCCUGCGCAUCCACAUGCUGCACCACACGGGCGUUCGGCCGCACUCCUGCAAAGUUUGCGGCAAGACCUUCGCCCACAAGCACGGCCUCAAAAUGCACCGCGCACUGCACGAUGUCACCAAACAGUUCCAGUGUCAAUACUGCCACAAGUCAUUUGUCAGUAAACGCAGCAUGGAGGAGCACACCAGUCUACACACCGGCGAAUCCAAGUAUCUUUGCAACACGUGCGGAGCCACGUUCCACCGGGCGUCGGCCUUGAGCAAACACCUGAAGAAGCACCGACCCAAGCCGGACGUGCGCGCGUUCGCAUGUUCUCACUGCGACAAGAGCUUCUACGAGGCCAAAGAUCUGCAGCAGCACAUGAACAAGCACAUGGGCCUCAAGCCCUUUCAGUGUCAGGUGUGCGGAAAGUGCUACAGCUGGAAGAAAGACUGGUACUCGCACGUCAAGUCGCACAGCGUCGCCGAGCCUUUCAAGUGCAACGUGUGCGGCAAGGAGUUUUUCGAGAAGGCCCUGUUCAGGCGCCACGUGAAGAAGGCCACGCACGGCAAGAAAGGUCGCGUCAAGCAGAACCUGGAGAGAGAGUGCGAGGACUGCGGCAGGAAGUUCACGCAACUGCGAGAGUACAGGAGACACAUCAACAACCAUCAGGGUGUGAAGCCGUUCGAGUGCGUGACGUGCGGCGUGGCUUGGGCAGACGCGCGCUCACUGAAGCGCCACGUGCGCACGCACACGGGCGAGCGCCCCUACGUGUGCCCCAACUGCCAGGAGGCUCACAUCGACGCCCGCACGCUGCGCAAGCAUAUGACCAAGUACCACGCCGACAGCCUGCCGGGUAAGAUCAUGUUGGAGAAGGACACUCUGCAGUUCCACAACCAGGGCACGCAGGUGGAGCACGCCGUCAGCAUCCUGACGGCCGACCUGCCGCCCGAGCUGCGGCCGCCGGAGACUCCCUGCGCAGCCGAAGAGAUCGAGACUGUGCUGAUUACCGAGGAGACGGUGGAGGCGGUGCAAGCCGUGCAGGCAGCGGAGGCGGCCGCGGACGGCUCGAUGGCUACGUUGUCCGACCAGGGAAUCAUGCAGGUGGUCAACUACGUGCUGGCGCAGCAGGCCAUUACGGGCGUCAAGCUGGAAGAAGCGCCCGAAGCCAUUCAGACCAUGGAAGUGGAGGUCACGGAGGUAGAGUAG